Messenger RNA from Staurois parvus, 480 nucleotides. The record is from the annotation of a GenBank genome assembly. Lineage: Eukaryota; Metazoa; Chordata; Amphibia; Anura; Ranidae.
GGACACGAGUCUCCUGGCUACAGACGGGCACCGAGUGUCAACUGGCAAGACUGCGGGCACCGAAUCAAUCACCAGGCACGACAGUGGACUCUGACUCAAUUGGCACGACAGCGGGCACCGGGUCAUCAGGUACCGGAUUGUCUGGCUCGCAACAGCGGGCAUCGGGUCACCAGGUAUGACAGCGGGCACUGGGUCACCAGGCAUCAGGUCAUUUGGCUUGCCAGCGGGCACCGCGUCAUCUGGCAAGGCAGUGGGCACCGGGUCACACCAGGCAUUGGAUCGUCUGGCUCGACAGCGGGCAUCGGGUCACCAGGCAUCAGGUCAUUUAGCUCGCCAGCGGGCACCGCGUCAUCUGGCAAGGCAGUGGGCACCGAGUCACCAGGCACGACAGCGGGCUCUGAGUCAACUGGCAUGACAGCGGGCACCGGGUCAUCAGGUACCGGAUUGUCUGGCUCGACAGCGGGCAUCGGGUCACCAGGC